CAUAGGCCUCCUCGGCUGGCCCUUAUCCGUACACGUCCAUUUAAACCACGCCACGCAAGCACUUUACUUGUUCUUCUUCCUCCAUUCGCAUCCUCCAGCCAUGAACCUAGCAGCUGCCUGCACCUCGAUGGAGGUGAAGGCGAAGCCGGCGAGGGGCGGGAAGAGGACCAGGGCCGGUGUGCCGACGGCAACGGCCCUGAUGGAGAAGAAGGAGUCGGAGAAGGAGAGGCGGCAGCGCAUGAAGGCGCUCUGCGAGAAGCUCACGUCCCUCAUCCCCAAAGAACACAAUCCACACGCUGAUACAAUGACCCAGCAAGGCAGUCUGGAUGUGGCGGCAUCAUACAUCAAGAAGCUCAAGGAAAGGGUCGAUGAGCUACAACGUAAGAAGACCUCUGUGCAAGCCAUGGCUACCUUACGGGGAGUUAGUAGCAUCUCAACGCCCACUACCACCACUACCACAAGCAGUGGUGCGGGGUCACUGGAAGGAGAAAAGUAUUUGGACGCAUCACCCACCAUAGUGGAGGUGCGACAACCUAACGAUUCAAGCAUGGAGGUGAGGCUGAUAUGCAGCACGGAGAAACAGAUCAAGCUCCAUGAGGUGAUCACCAUCCACGAAGAAGAAGGCGCCGACAUCGUCAAUGCCAAUCACUCCGUUGCUGGCCACAAAAUAUUUUACACUAUACACUCCCGGGCCUUUAGCACCAGAAUUGGCAUGGAUGUUUCAAGAAUUACCGAACGACUGAAAGCAUUGGUAUAAUAGUAAAUCAAUUUGUGCAAACACAAAAGCCCACACAGAACUGUAGAAAAUAAAAAUUCAUGGACGGUACAUGAUAUAUAUUUAUUAAAAGACUAUGACCGGGGAUGGAAAUGCCUAAACUUGAUUGCUAGUGCUUCACCAUGUUAAUUUCAAAAUGAGGUCGACGUAUGAAAAAUAUGUUGAUGGAUCUUCGAUCUAUGAUAACGCGCUAUAAUUUAUGGUUACAAUUUUUGUCUAUCACAUCU
Molecule: messenger RNA, 1002 nt
Organism: Hordeum vulgare subsp. vulgare (domesticated barley)
Lineage: Eukaryota; Viridiplantae; Streptophyta; Magnoliopsida; Poales; Poaceae
Product: transcription factor bHLH167-like
Exons: 4
Coding region: 101-757 (218 amino acids)
Biological process (GO): regulation of transcription by RNA polymerase II
Cellular component (GO): RNA polymerase II transcription regulator complex
Molecular function (GO): protein dimerization activity; DNA-binding transcription factor activity, RNA polymerase II-specific; RNA polymerase II transcription regulatory region sequence-specific DNA binding
Source: RefSeq, a predicted model, not a curated record